Molecule: messenger RNA, 3622 nt
Organism: Malania oleifera
Lineage: Eukaryota; Viridiplantae; Streptophyta; Magnoliopsida; Santalales; Ximeniaceae
Product: potassium transporter 7-like
Exons: 10
Coding region: 648-3179 (843 amino acids)
Biological process (GO): potassium ion transmembrane transport
Cellular component (GO): plant-type vacuole; vacuolar membrane
Molecular function (GO): potassium ion transmembrane transporter activity
Source: RefSeq, a predicted model, not a curated record
GGGAAGGGGCCUGGUUUUGUCUCAAAGUAAAUUCAAGGCGGUAGGGAGGGCGCAGGUAGUGAUGAAUGAUAUUGGACAUUUUGUUUGAGAGCCGUCAUAUUUACAUUCAUAAUUAUUUUAUAUUGCUUAGUCCAAUUUAUAUAUCAUUAUUUUAUUUUUUAGAGUUUUUAUUUUUUUAUUUUUAAGAUGAUUACUUUUUAUUCUUAAAUAUAGUUUGUGUUGUAUUAAACAUAUAAGAAAAUAAAAACUUUUAAGAUAAAAAAUAUUAUUACUGAAAAUAAAAAGUCCGUCCGUCCGUCCGGCCGUCCGCCCGCCCGCCUGCCUCAGUCCCCGGUCGUCGCAUAAUCGUAGCUUAUACAGUUAAUCAGUUACACUGCGCACCCAUUUUCGAUUUGCGCUAUACCACGGACCUGCCCGCGCUAAAGCACGCCGUUCCCCGAAAUAGCAAACAGCCGUGAGCCAUGUGUGCUAGCCCCUUCAACCACCCUUUCAACAAGUUCCUUGAUCAAUCACAUGCCUUUUCUUCUCUACCCCCAAAAUCUAGGGUUCCAGUUGCAAUGCAUUAGUUGUUUUUUUCUCUCACCGGAAAAUAUUUUCUCGAUCAAGAAAGUGCUUUCUCGGGGACCAAACAGUUGGUCGGAAAAUUGAUGGCGGAGGAGGCGCCAGAAAGGGAGAACGGGGGGCUGGUGGCGAUGGACUCCACGGAAUCGAGGUGGGUGUUCCAGGACGAGGAGGAGGAGACGGAAAUCGAGGAGGGUGAUGACGAGGACCUGGGGCAGCACGGUGAUGCGGAUUCGGAGGAUGACGACAACGCCGAGCAGCGUUUGAUCCGGACGGGGCCGAGGAUUGAUUCGUUCGACGUUGAGGCGCUGGAGAUUCCUGGAGCUCAGAGGAAUGACUAUGAGGAGUUUAGUGUAUGGAGGAGAAUUAUACUUGCCUUUCAGACGCUUGGGGUUGUCUUUGGUGAUAUUGGAACAAGUCCAUUAUAUACCUUCAGUGUCAUGUUUAGCAAGGCACCUAUCAAUGGAACUGAAGAUGUUCUUGGGGCACUGUCACUAGUUUUGUACACCUUAAUCUUGAUCCCACUGGUCAAGUAUGUUCUUGUUGUCCUUUGGGCCAAUGACGAUGGUGAAGGUGGUACGUUUGCUUUAUACUCAUUGAUUUGUAGGCAUGCAAAGGUGAGUCUUCUCCCAAAUCAGCUUCCAUCUGAUGCCCGUAUAUCAAGCUUCAGGCUAAAGGUGCCAUCUCCGGAGCUUGAGAGGUCUCUAAAAAUUAAGGAACGACUUGAAACUUCACUGACACUGAAAAAGCUUCUUUUGAUGCUGGUUCUUGCUGGUACUUCUAUGGUGAUAGCUGAUGGGGUUGUUACACCAGCAAUGUCAGUAAUGACAGCUGUUGGUGGUCUAAAGGUUGGAAUAUCUGGAAUUAAGCAAGAUCAAGUCGUGAUGAUUUCAGUUGCGUUUCUUGUAAUUUUGUUUAGUGUACAGAAAUACGGGACAAGUAAAGUAGGACUUGCUGUGGGCCCUGCUUUGUUUAUAUGGUUUUGUUCUCUUGCGGGCAUUGGGAUCUACAACCUUGUGAAAUAUGACAGCAGUGUCUUCAAGGCAUUCAAUCCUAUUCACAUAUAUUACUUUUUCAAGAGGAACAAAACUAAUGCUUGGUUGGCUCUUGGGGGAUGCCUUCUGUGUGCAACAGGUUCCGAGGCAAUGUUUGCUGAUCUUUGCUAUUUUCCCGUGAGAUCAGUUCAGCUUACGUUUGUGUUCCUUGUACUGCCUUGUCUUCUGUUGGGGUACCUUGGUCAAGCUGCGUAUCUUAUGGAAAACCAAUCUGGUUACGAGCAGGCUUUCUUCUUUUCUGUUCCAACUGGUGCUUUCUGGCCAGUCUUUCUGGUUGCUAAUAUUGCUGCAUUGAUUGCCAGUCGGGCAAUGACAACAGCUACGUUUUCAUGUAUAAAACAGUCAACAGCCCUUGGUUGUUUCCCUCGUCUCAAAAUUAUUCACACAUCUCGGAAAUUUAUGGGUCAGAUCUAUAUCCCCGUCAUAAAUUGGUUUCUACUUGUUUUUUGCGUGGUGUUGGUCUGCUCUAUCUCAAGCAUAAAUGAGAUUGGAAAUGCAUAUGGCAUUGCCGAGCUCGGUGUGAUGAUGAUGACUACAGUCCUGGUUACCAUUGUUAUGCUUCUAAUAUGGCAGAUAAACAUCAUUAUCGUUCUGAGUUUUUUAGUUGUUUUCUUGGGGAUGGAACUGAUUUUAUUCUCAUCUGUGUUAUGGUGUGUGGCGGAUGGAAGCUGGAUCAUAUUGGUCUUUGCCAUUGUCAUGUUUUUAAUAAUGUAUAUCUGGAACUAUGGAAGCAAACUUAAGUAUGAAACUGAAGUCAAGAAAAAGCUAUCAAUGGAUUUGAUGCGGGAAUUGGGCCCCAAUCUUGGGACAAUUAGAGCUCCUGGCAUUGGUUUGCUUUAUAAUGAGCUAGUGAAAGGAAUACCAGCAAUUUUUGGCCAUUUCCUGACUACUCUCCCUGCCGUUCACUCCAUGAUCAUAUUUGUGUGCAUAAAGUACGUUCCUGUACCUGUAGUACCUCAGAGUGAACGGUUCCUUUUCCGGAGAGUGUGCCCAAAAGGUUAUCACAUAUUUCGUUGCAUUGCCAGGUAUGGUUACAAGGAUGUUCGCAAAGAGAAUCAUCAGACGUUUGAGCAGCUGCUGAUUGAGAGCCUUGAGAAAUUCAUUCGCCGGGAAGCCCAGGAACGGUCAUUGGAGAGUGAUGGAGAUGGUGAAGCUGAUUCUGAAGAAGAAUCAUCUUCCUCGAGGGUUCUUAUUGCACCAAAUGGUAGUGUUUACUCACUUGGUGUUCCUCUUCUGGCAGAGUACAGGGAUGCAAACAAGCCAAUCACAGAAGUAAGCACCUCAGAAACAGUUUUGACAGUGCCACCUACAGAUCCAGCAUCAUCUGAUGCAGAGCAGAGUUUUGAGAGAGAGCUUUCCUUCAUACGCAAGGCAAAAGAAUCAGGGGUUGUCUACCUUCUUGGUCAUGGAGAUAUCCGGGCAAGAAAGGAUUCAUGGUUCAUUAAGAAGCUGGUUAUAAAUUACUUCUAUGCAUUUUUGAGAAAGAACUGCAGAAGAGGGAUUGCAAAUUUGAGUGUGCCCCACUCACAUCUGAUGCAGGUGGGCAUGACAUACAUGGUUUGAAGUUUGAUUUUAGUACUAGAAUAAUGCAAACCUCAUACAGUUCGUCACAAAGUUUGACCGAGGGGAAUGGGGUUAAGAGAAGCGCCAAGUUGACAUAAUGAUUCAACUGCUGUGCAUUAACUAUGGCUCGUCUUUUUCAUCCACCGGUUUUGAAACUCAUCAUGUUGGAAGUUUUCUAGCUUCUCUCCAAGCAGCUGCAUUCCUUGUAGUGAUUUUGAAUAUUGCAGGAAUUGCUGCAGAGCCUUGAAUUCAAUUCAUAAUGUAAUUGUGUCUAAGAAGUAAUUUUUUUCCCCCUAAUAGAAUUUGGAUUGAACUUCAAAUCGUCGACUUACAUUACACUUGUAUAGGCAUGAGAUAGGUUUGGAUAACUGUGUAAAUUCAUUCAGUUUUUGUGUUUCUAUUGGAAACAAUAUUUUGAGAAAAAAGGUGAAUUUAUAGGAAAA